GCCGAGCGCCGAGCCGGGCGCGCAGUGGCGGAGCCGGGGCCGGGCCGGGACCAUGGGCGCCCCGCACCUCGCCUGCCUCCAUCCGCGGUCCCGCCCCUCCAGCCCGCUCCUGCCCGGCCCCCGCACUCCUGCCGCCUGAUUCCUGCCGGAACUGGGGCUCGCAGGAUCCCCCUUCCCCGGCCGUGGCGAGCCAGCUGGUCUCCAGAAGGCCCGCGGGUGAACCCGAGUGUGGAGCAGGCAGUGCCCAGCCAGCCUCACAGACGUGACGUGACUGCGGACAGAGCUUGGCAACAACUCCUCGGAGGUGUUGGUGCCCGUCUGAACAUCUGUGCGAAGAGGAUCUAAAGCAGGUGGUUUGAAAAGCCUCGUGUUCCCUGGAGAGAGGUGGAGAUGCAGGGGGACAGCCAGAAAGCCAGUGCAUGAACCUGCCCCAUCCCUUCUCCUGGCUUUCAACAAAGCUGAGACUUAAGCCCAGGACACAGCAUUUCAGAUGCUCUGAGAGACUGCUUCUGCAGAGUAAGACAUGUCUACUUAAGAAAAUUUGGAAAAUGCAGAAAAUUACCAAGGAGAAAAGAAAUCUUCUGAGAUCCCACCACCUCCUUAAAGAAAUGAUGUGUUCCUGACUCGAGGUGAAACCAUGAAGAGAAGAUAAAACAAAUAAUAAUGCUUUUCCGCAAUCGCUUCGUGCUGCUGCUGGCCCUGGCUGCGCUGCUGGCCUUCGUGAGCCUCAGCCUUCAGUUCUGUGAGUGUGUGGCUGGGCUGGCGGGUCCUGGCGGGGGGACGGAUGCUGCCUUCGUUCACGCGUCCGCGCAGCCGCUCACACAGACGGCCCCUCCACCUGGCUUCGGUGUGCUGAAGGCCGAAGGAAGUACCCAGCGCACAUUCUGGGAGGUCGACCAUGUGGAGCUGUUGGUUCUGGACGAGGAGGCCCGGGGAGAGCGCUCUGAGCACGCAGAGAGGCAGGACAAGCCCAGGCAGCUGGGUGGGAGCGGAGCAGGCGAAGAGCUGGGGCCUCGGCUGCUGCUCUUCGAGGUCGGCUCUUGGCAUUUGCAGCUCCAGCUCUUCGUGGGCCCCCCCGAAGGUCAAAGGGAUGGACCUCUCCUGGGUGAUAACCAGACAGUGUGCUUCUCUCUCGCAGGCCACGCUCCGCAUCAUUUUAAGCUGGUCUCAGUGCAUGUGUUCAUUCGACACGGGGACAGGUACCCACUGUAUGUCAUUCCCAAAACGAAGCGCCCAGAAAUUGACUGCACUCUGGUGGCUAACAGGAAACCGUAUCACCCUAAACUGGAGGCUUUCGUGAGUCACAUGUCCAAAGGACCCGGAGCCUCUUUCGAAAGCCCCUUGCACUCCCUGCCUCUUUACCCCAGUCACCAGCUGUGUGAGAUGGGAGAGCUCACGCAGACAGGGGUUGUGCAGCAUCUGCAGAAUGGCCAGCUGCUGAGGGACGUCUAUCUGAAGAAACACAAACUCCUGCCCAGUGACUGGUCCACAAAGCAGCUUCACUUAGAGACCACUGGCAAAAGCCGGACGCUGCAGAGUGGGCUGGCUCUGCUUUAUGGCUUUCUCCCAGAUUUUGACUGGAAGAAGAUUUAUUUCCGGCACCAGCCCAGCGCUCUGUUCUGCUCUGGGAGCUGCUAUUGCCCGCUGAGGAACCAGUACCUGGAAAAGGAGCAGCGUCGGCAGUACCUGUUGCGUCUGAAAAACAUGCAGCUGGAGAGGACCUACGAGGAGAUGGCCAGGAUCGUGGACACCUCCAGCAAGCAGCUCCGGGCCGCCAACCCCAUAGACGCCAUGCUCUGCCUCUUCUGCCACAACGUCAGCUUCCCCUGCACCAGGAAUGGCUGUGUUAACAUGGAGCACUUCAAGGUGAUCAAGAGGCAUCAGAUAGAGGACGAGAGAGAGAGGCAGGAGAAGAAACUGUAUCUGGGGUACGCGCUCCUGGGCGCCCACCCCAUCCUGAACCAGACCGUGGGCCGCAUGCGGCGCGCGGCAGAGGGCCGGAAGGAGGAGCUCUUUGCUCUCUCCUCUGCGCACGACGUCACUCUGGCUCCGAUUCUCAGUGCCUUGGGCCUUACAGAAGCCAGGUUCCCGAGGUUCGCGGCCAGGUUGAUCUUUGAGCUCUGGCAAGACAGAGAGAAGCCCGGCGAGCACUCCGUGCGGAUUCUCUACGACGGUGUCGAUGUCACGUUCCACACCUCGUUCUGCCAGGAUCACCACAAGCGGUCUCCCAAGCCCAUGUGCCCCCUCGAAAACUUCGUCCGCUUUGUCAAAAGGGACAUGUUCGUGGCCCUGGGUAGUGGUAGCACUAAUUAUUAUGAUGCGUGUCACAGGGAGGGAUCCUAAAAGGUACGUGGUGCGGCGCUAACAGAAUCUAUGCCCGUACGGAGGGAGGGGAAAGGUCCGCUUCUAGUUCUUUUGGUUGCUAAGGGUACAAGGUGAUUUUUAAAGGCCGGAAAUCAUGCUUGGGGGCCACAUAGAUUUAGGGUUGAACAGUGAAUAUGUUGCUGUAAUUGGGUACUUGAGCUACUUGGUACACAAUGGCCAGUUCACAGAGAAAGGAAGGUACUUUAUCAUAGCCAGACUUUGCUUAGGAUCCCAGAAUAAUGCUUCAGUACCCAAAGCUGCCAAUCCACAUGUGUUCUUUUGAUCUGCCUUGGUACUGUAUGAUGGAACCAGCAAACCUCAGCCAAAAGUUUCUUAAUCUGGGACAAUCUUACCUUGUCCUUGUUCAGUGAACAAUUUCCUGAAGUGAUUUAUCUAAAGUAGGGGUAGGCAAACUUUUUCUGUAAAGGGCCAAGUAGUAAAUAUUGUUAGACAUUGUGGACCAAAAGGCCACAUAUAGCGUCUGUCACAGCUACUCGAUUCUGCUCUUGUAGCUUGAAAGCAGCGACAGACAGCAUGUGAAUGAAAAAGCACGGCUGUGUUCAUAGGCCGCACAGAACAGGCAGUGGGCCAGGUGUGGCCCGAGGGCUGUAGUUUGCUGAUCCCUGUUCUAAAAGCUAGGCUCUACUACAAUUGCACUUUUAGCACUUUGCGAGAGAACCAGUUGAAUACCCAGAAUUAUUCAGUGGUGCCUCCAGGAACUUCUGCUAGAAACACAGAAUCUGGUCUGUAUCCGACAUUAUAACAAAACUUGAGGGGAAAUAAACAUUGAAUCAAAAUGAAUCAUAGAAAAUUUAUUAGAAUAAUACUUGAUGUUCAUGAUGAUUAUGGUAUAAGAUAGUUCUGAGUCUGUCUUAAAUAUUUGUCUGCUGUAGUCUAUUUGCUGUACAUGCUGAAAUUUUUGUAUUCCAUUUAGUAUUUUUAUAGUCUAGGAAAAUAUUUUCUAAGACCAGUUUUAGAUGUGCUCUGAUUCCUAUGAAAUAUUCAAUUUACUGUAUCUGCUUGGGGGUUAGAAGGGAGCCAGAAGCUGAAUUCAGGCACUUUCUUCCAAUAAAACUAAUUAUGGCUCAUUGCCUUCGAAAAGCAGUAGAAUUGGAUCGAUUUUUAAACCAUUUUCGUGUUUCAAAUGGUAAAUUCGAAUUGAGUUUUAAAUAAGUUUUUGGAAGAACUUUGUUACUAGAUAGUUAAAUAAUCUUUGUAAGGUAUUUUAUAUAUUAGAAGCAAUUAUAAUUAAAUCUGUGAUUUCUGACUAAAAUGGUGCUAGUUCUGUGCGAAGAAAUAUAAAGUGAGAUUCCCCAAUGUCGCUGGUAUUCCAGCCUUUUCUCUUUGUUUUUUGUCCAGUGUUGCAUUUGAAUACAUCCGUUUCUAUUAAUAAAUUUUUGAAGA
Molecule: messenger RNA, 3768 nt
Organism: Physeter macrocephalus (sperm whale)
Lineage: Eukaryota; Metazoa; Chordata; Mammalia; Artiodactyla; Physeteridae
Gene: PXYLP1
Product: 2-phosphoxylose phosphatase 1
Exons: 10
Coding region: 664-2343 (559 amino acids)
Biological process (GO): glycosaminoglycan biosynthetic process; chondroitin sulfate proteoglycan biosynthetic process; dephosphorylation
Cellular component (GO): Golgi apparatus
Molecular function (GO): phosphatase activity
Source: RefSeq, a predicted model, not a curated record